Messenger RNA from Chiroxiphia lanceolata (lance-tailed manakin), 805 nucleotides. RefSeq names its product DnaJ heat shock protein family (Hsp40) member C27 (gene DNAJC27). Bases 113 to 805 code for a protein of 230 amino acids. The record is from RefSeq and is a predicted model, not a curated record. The transcript has 6 exons. Lineage: Eukaryota; Metazoa; Chordata; Aves; Passeriformes; Pipridae. Gene Ontology annotation, molecular function: GTP binding; GTPase activity.
CGCGGCGCGGAGCGGCGCGGCUGAUGCGGAACGGCCGCUCUCCCUCCCUGCCGCCGACACUCCGCGCGUCCUCCCGCCGCCUCCGCCGGCACCGGAGCGCCCCGGGCCCGCCAUGGAGCCCAACCCGCCGAAGCGGAAGGAGCCGCGCAAGUCGCUGCGGGUUAAAGUCAUCUCCAUGGGCAACGCGGAGGUGGGCAAGAGCUGCAUCAUAAAGAGGUACUGCGAGAAGAGGUUCGUGUCCAAGUACCUGGCGACCAUCGGGAUCGACUACGGAGUCACCAAGGUGCAGAUCAGGGACCGGGAGAUCAAGGUGAACAUCUUUGACAUGGCGGGACACCCCUUCUUCUACGAGGUCCGGAACGAGUUCUACAAGGACACCCAGGGCGUUCUCCUGGUCUACGACGUGGGAUCCAAGGAAUCCUUCGACUCCCUGGAUUCCUGGCUGGCCGAGAUGAAGCAGGAGCUGGGACCCCACGGCAACAUGGAAAACGUCGUCUUCGUCGUCUGCGCCAACAAGGUGGACUCUGGGAAGCUGCGGAGCGUGGACGAGAGCGAGGGUCGGCUCUGGGCCGAGAGCCGGGGAUUCCUCUACUUCGAGACCUCGGCACAGACCGGAGAGGGGAUCUCCGAGAUGUUCCAGACUUUCUACUCCGCCAUCGUCGACCUGUGCGACAACGGCGGGAAGCGCCCGAAUUCCGGCGCCGGGAUCGGCUUCACUCGGGAACAAGCGGAUGCCAUCCGGAGGAUCCGGAACAGCAAGGACAGCUGGGACAUGCUGGGAGUCAAACCCGGAGCCACCAGGUGA